This is a messenger RNA of Lotus japonicus, 1309 nucleotides long. Its product is annotated as GATA transcription factor 7-like. NCBI's taxonomy places the organism in Eukaryota, Viridiplantae, Streptophyta, Magnoliopsida, Fabales, Fabaceae. The transcript is spliced from 3 exons. The coding region runs from base 175 to 1086 and encodes 303 amino acids. Gene Ontology annotation, biological process: positive regulation of DNA-templated transcription. Gene Ontology annotation, cellular component: nucleus. The record is from RefSeq and is a predicted model, not a curated record. Gene Ontology annotation, molecular function: sequence-specific DNA binding; zinc ion binding.
ACAGGUACAAUUUGUAAUAAAAUACAAAGAUAAUUAUAAACCAAUACCUCAACGCUUGUUUCGCCCACGAACCUGUUUAUCUGCUUCCAAACCAAACGAAACUCCUCUGCGGUUUCCAUUCUUUGUCUUCUCCACUUUCAAUUUUUUUCAUCAGGUAGAAAACCUAGGAAAAAAAUGGAAGUUGCGGUGGCGAAAGCGUUGAAACCGAGUCUUCAGACAGAGUUUGUUUUCUCCCAGGAAAUUCGCAACGAGAUUUUGUGCCUGAACGCAAACAACGUUGUUGUCGGUGAGGAUUUUUCUGUCGAUGAUUUGCUUGACUUUUCCAAUGGAAAAGAAAUGGAUGAUUAUGAAGAGGAGGAAGAGGAAGAGGAAGAAGAGAAAGGUAGCACCGUCUCAGGAGGAUCACAGGACCGAAUAGAAGAAGAUAGCAAUUCCAAUUCCACCGCCGCCGGUGACUAUGACUCCAUUUUUGCCGGCGAAUUGGCGGUUCCGGCUGAUGAUGUGGCGGGCCUGGAGUGGGUUUCUCACUUUGUCGACGAUUCUCUCCCAGAGCUUUCUCUUCUGUAUCCUGUCCGGGCCGAGCAAACACGGGCCCGGGCCGAACCGGAAGCUAGACCAGGCUCAGACCGAGCCCCUUUCCCUUUCCGCACCAAGCCGAGAACUACCAGGACUCGAAAGCCCAUUGGUCACGUGUGGUCGUUUAACCCCAUGGGGUUUUCCUCGAUGGCGCCACCUCUCUCCGGCGAGGGGUUCCGUCAGCCGCCGAUGAAGAAGCAGAAGAAAAAGCCCGAAGCCCAGGACCAUACAGGUGGGCCUCAGUUUCAGCGAAGGUGCAGCCACUGCCAAGUGCAGAAAACACCCCAGUGGAGGGCCGGCCCGCUGGGCCCGAAAACACUAUGCAAUGCUUGCGGCGUCCGGUUCAAGUCCGGUCGGCUUUUUCCGGAGUAUAGACCGGCCUGUAGCCCAACUUUCUCUGGUGAAAUUCACUCUAACAGCCAUCGCAAAGUGCUGGAGAUGAGGAGAAGGAAGGAGACGGCUGAACCGGUUUCCGGUUUGGAUCAGGCUCGAAUGGUUCAGAGUUUUUGAAGUAGUUUAGCCUAGACUAGGUUUAGGUGAACUAACCGGUCUAGCCCGGUUCGUUUUUUGUAACAUAGUGAAUUUACUUUAGUGGUAGUCAGCGAGCUAGGCAGGUAAAACGGACAUUAGGAAAAAAGCAGUGAUUUGAUUGUUUGUGUCCCAUGUUUCCUGGCGCUGUUAAUUUAUUUGAAUGAAGAGAGUUUUUAAUGUGAGGCCAUCUUGGCCUUCUAAA